AUGGACAGUUGCGUUCUUCCAACAAGACACGAGGGAAUAUUCAUUGUUCAAACCACGGAUUUCUUCUACCCUCUUGUAGAUGAUCCUUAUAUGCAAGGGAAGAUCGCCUGUGCCAACGUUCUAAGUGAUCUGUACGCCAUGGGGGUUACCAAUUGUGAUAACAUGCUUAUGCUUCUUGGCGUUAGUAAUCAGAUGACUCUAAAGGAACGCGAAGUCGUGACACCGCUUGUCAUCAAGGGAUUCAAUGACUUAGCUUUGGAAGCGGGCACUACAGUUAAUGGUGGACAAACUGUGCUCAAUCCUUGGUUUAUUGUUGGUGGAGUUGCUUCAAGUGUGGUGUCCAACAGCGAGUUUAUUAUGUGA
Porites evermanni is the source of this 363-nucleotide messenger RNA. NCBI's taxonomy places the organism in Eukaryota, Metazoa, Cnidaria, Anthozoa, Scleractinia, Poritidae. The record is from the annotation of a GenBank genome assembly.